Caenorhabditis angaria is the source of this 510-nucleotide messenger RNA. The record is from the annotation of a GenBank genome assembly. NCBI's taxonomy places the organism in Eukaryota, Metazoa, Nematoda, Chromadorea, Rhabditida, Rhabditidae.
AUGUUGAAACUAUCGAAUUUGGGAACAAUCACAAGAGGAGUCAGAACAUUAGCCCCGACUGUGAAUCCAGCUCAACAACAACAAGUUCAAGCAGUAUUGCCUGAUAAACUGUUCAGGUACUUUAUAAUUUCCUAAAAAUUGAGUUUAAUACAAAUAAUUUACAGCAAUAUUGAGCUUGAAUAUCGAGCACAUGACAAGGAACUAUUGAAAUCAUACACAACAUUUUUGCAAUCAGUUUGCAAACAUUUGGAUAUAACUCAAGGAAAAAUCGAAGUUCUUCCAUAUAUUCGAUGGGUUCAACCAGCUCUUCGUUCGAAAUUCGUUCACAAAAAAUACAAAUUGCAUUAUGAAACACGUACACAUAUUACGAAAUUCGAAGUGAAAAAUAUGACCGGAUCAACAGCGUCAACAUUUCUCGAAUACAUUGAGCGAAAUAUUCCUGAAGGUGUUGGUAUGCGUGUUGGAUUCACAGAACUUCAACCACUGCCUUUAACUAUCUCAAAAAAGUGA